This is a messenger RNA of Candida tropicalis MYA-3404, 606 nucleotides long. RefSeq lists its product as uncharacterized. The coding region runs from base 1 to 606 and encodes 201 amino acids. The record is from RefSeq and is a predicted model, not a curated record. Gene Ontology annotation, molecular function: protein binding. The transcript has a single exon. Lineage: Eukaryota; Fungi; Ascomycota; Pichiomycetes; Serinales; Debaryomycetaceae.
AUGAUGAACAACAACAAGAGCACAGAUGAAUUUUAUUUCUCAAUUAAUAGUCCCAUAGGUUAUAGUAAAGCACCUAUUCAAUAUUAUCCUAGAGCAAGUCCCAUUCCAAAACAAUCUUCACCAAUAUCAAUUCAACAACAAGAGCAAUUACUGGAAUCACCAACCCCACAAUUAAUCACAUUAGAUAAAUUACCCAUUGAGUUAUUAAUUCAUAUCAUUUCUAAAUUAUCCCAAUUUGAAAUUAUCAAUUUAUGUCGAGUUAAUAAGAAAUUCCAUCAAUUGAGCUAUCCUAAAUUAUUUCAAAAUAUAGUUGUUGAUUCAAAAUUUAAUAUAUUUGAUAAAGAAUUUAAUACUAUUGGAAUUACUUAUAUUAAUAGUUCAUAUAAUUUGAAAAAAUUCAUGAGAUUAAUUAAUAAUCAUAAAGGAAGUGAUGUCUUUUCAUUUCUGUGUAUUUCAUUGCCCGAAGCAAUUGAUAUUUAUGAUAAUUGUCUAUUUAAUGAGUUAACUGAAUUGUUUAGUAAUUUUAACCAUUUAAAAAGACUAAUUUGGCUUUAUGAUAUUUCAGAUAUGAGUUUUUAUACAAUUUACCAAAUAAAGACGCAUUGA